UCGCUGUUCGCCGCUGUCUUAAAAUGCUAUAUUUAGAAGAUUUCAAAUCCUGUCUCACCGGCAGUUACUACUGGAUCCUUUUGACUGGGGGAUCCAACAAUAUUUUCCUUUUCCCUUUAACUCAUCCAAUUUCAACUUUCGGCGCGUUCAAAGCAUAUUCAGCAAAUUGUCCUUUCAGACGCCGUUGCAAAUGAUACCGAUCUGCACCACGAUCUGCAUAGCCGCACUAGCAUAUAGAUAUUCAGUACGACCAUAACGUCAUAUGUGACACAGACAGCAACAGAUCUAGUUAACCUACGCUUUGCGGAUUGUGAUUUGUCGAGGAGGAGGGCUUUGCUUUUAUUUCUCCAGCAAUGCAGCUGAAGUUAUACCGCACUCAUGUCCUCUCUUUCCUAUAUCUCGCUGUGCAAAGUGGCAUUGCCUUGGCCACAUCAGACGAAGCUACCGUCGUAUCGACCGUAGUCAUCACAAGCUAUGCACCUCAGCCAACUCCAGCGCGUUCAUACACAUCAGAGACAUUGUUCGAAGAUACAGUCCUGAACGUGACGAAUCGAUACCGCGCGCAACACGAUGCCAGCGCUCUAACAUGGAAUAACUCGUUGACUGCCUAUGCGGAGAAUUGGGCGAAGAAAUGUCUAUGGAAACAUUCUCAUGGCCCCUAUGGCGAAAACCUCGCUGAGGGGUACCCAAACGCUUCUGCUUCCGUCGAAGCCUGGGGUGAUGAAGAGAAGUUAUACAACUACUCAGAUCCUGGCUACGCCGAAUCAACAGGCCACUUCACGCAGCUCGUCUGGAGGGCCUCGAGGACCGUUGGAUGUGCUCGAGUAAACUGCACAUCGGACACGGGCGGCGACGAUGGAAAGGCCAGCGGCUGGUUUGUUGUCUGCGAGUAUUACCCGGCUGGAAAUGUCGUGGGGGACGACAAUAAGUAUUUCAUAGAAAAUGUACUGCCGGUUGGAGGGGGUUCGAACUCGAGUAAUUCGACUGAUUCAGGACAUAAGAGCGGCGCGGUGGGAAGGGUACAGGGGAUCAAGGUGUCCGGUGUCUGGGCGGUAGAAAUCUCACUAGGGUUGGUCAUGAUGAGUUUGAAUGGGUUCAUUUGAUGAGACCAUGGUUUUACGCUCAUGCAUAUGACAUUCAUCGAUCACUGCCUUUGUCUCUUAGUUUGAAUGUCAAUAGCGUGCAUUUAUAGAUCAUCAAGAGAAAUCGAACUCAGUUUUGUUGA
Molecule: messenger RNA, 1225 nt
Organism: Paecilomyces variotii
Lineage: Eukaryota; Fungi; Ascomycota; Eurotiomycetes; Eurotiales; Thermoascaceae
Product: CAP domain-containing protein
Exons: 2
Coding region: 354-1103 (249 amino acids)
Cellular component (GO): extracellular region
Source: RefSeq, a predicted model, not a curated record